GUAAUGUAUGCAAAUAAAUAUAACGAAAAGCCACGGGACAUAACAAAGUUCGCACCUGGAUGCGAAGCUACUACUGAAUUUUGCGAUCUCAACGCAUUUAUUAAGCGUUCUAGGCAGCUCUUCUUCGACGAUGUUGAUUAUCAAUGCACUACAAAUGUUACUAAUUUGAACUUACGUAAGUUUUUCGAAUUUCUUUUUCUGCGAAAUCAUUGGAUGGAGCAUGAAGAGUGGCUGUGGGACAAAUUACGUGGUUUUUUAAAAUCCAGUAAAGGAAAUGGGACUGCGGGCAAAAGUUCCAUAAAAUCAUAA
This is a messenger RNA of Gongylonema pulchrum, 309 nucleotides long. The record is from the annotation of a GenBank genome assembly. Lineage: Eukaryota; Metazoa; Nematoda; Chromadorea; Rhabditida; Gongylonematidae.